AUGCAUACCAAUACGAUGGAAGUGGUUGUAAAACACAUGGGGGCCGCUUUCUCCGUGGCGGUCAUCCCUGUAUUGAAGGACAACUACACUUACAUCAUUCACGACAAAACCACCAACACAAUGGCAGCGGUGGACGUCUCCGCGGACACGACUCCCAUCGUGGACUACGUGGAACGCAUUAGAAGAAGUAUAGAUGAAAGAGGCGCCGGUGCCAUGAGCUUCAGCACAAUUUUCAGCACCCACAAACACUGGGAUCAUGCCGGCGGUAAUGUUGUGCUGCCGAAAGCGUUAAAAGCUGCAGGUGCCUUCCGCAUCAUUGGCGGCGUGAAUGACAACAUUUCGGGCGUUACGCAGACGGUUCGUGAGGGCGACCGCCUGUCACUUGGGGCGCUGCAGGUAGAGGUGCUGGAGGCGCCGUGUCACACGCGUGGGCAUGUGUUGUACAAAGUGUAUCACCCACAGGCCGAAAAAGACGGUGUGGCGCUUUUCACGGGCGACACGAUGUUUGUUGGCGGCAUCGGGGCCUUCUUUGAGGGUGACGCAGCGCACAUGUGCCGGGCAUUGCGGAAGGUGUACAAUCUGCAUCAUAAUGCGACUGAUAAGGAAGAGGCGGACCGCCACACGUUUUUUUUUCCCGGGCAUGAGUACACUGUCAAUUUCCUCCAGUUUGCACGCGACACGAUUCCGCCCGCCCACCCCGACGCCACUUUCAUUGCCUCGCAGUUGGAGCGGUACAAGGAGAGCAUUGCACAGCGCAAACCGACGGUUCCAAGCACACUCGCUGAGGAAAAGCGGCAGAAUCUUUUUCUACGCACAUGUGAUGAGUCCUUUGUGCGGGAAAUGAAACAUGGCGACACCGCCGAGACGUUGAUGCAGCACUUGUACGACACAUGUCCCUAA
Trypanosoma cruzi is the source of this 900-nucleotide messenger RNA. RefSeq names its product hydroxyacylglutathione hydrolase, putative. Gene Ontology annotation, molecular function: hydroxyacylglutathione hydrolase activity. Bases 1 to 900 code for a protein of 299 amino acids. The transcript has a single exon. The record is from RefSeq and is a predicted model, not a curated record. NCBI's taxonomy places the organism in Eukaryota, Euglenozoa, Kinetoplastea, Trypanosomatida, Trypanosomatidae.